CAGCUGCGGACUGAGGGUUCCGUCGCGCCGCGAUGUCGGAGUUUCUGCUGGCGCUGCUCGGGGAGCGGCUCGUCGACGGCUCCGCAGCCGAGGUGGACGUGCAGUCCCUGGGCGCCGGGCUGUCCCUGGUCGGGCUGUUCUUCGGCUGCAGCCUGAACGGCCCCUGCCGGCAGUUCAGCUGCAGCCUGGCCGACUUUUACAGCCGCUUCAAGAAGGCGUCCGAGCACAAGGACGAGCUGGAGAUCGUCUUCGUGUCGUCCGACCAGGACCAGAAGCACUGGCAGGACUUUGUGCAGGAGAUGCCGUGGCCGGCCUUACCUUUCAAAGACAGACACAAAAAGAUGAAGCUGUGGAACAAGUACAAGGUGACCAGCAUCCCGUCUCUGGUGUUUGUGGACGCAGCUACAGGAAAGAUAGUGUGUCGAAAUGGUCUUCUGGUGGUCCGAGACGACCCCAAAGGACGACAUGUCCGACUCACUGCGAGACUACACCAACCUCCCGGAGGCAGCUCCUCUGCUCACCAUCCUGGACAUGUCGGCUCGUGCCAAGUACGUACGCGACGUGGAGGAGAUCACUCCGGCCGUAGUGGAGCAAUUCGUCGGCGACUUUCUGACUGAAAAGCUCAAACCGGAGCCCAUCUGAGACUGAGGGUCCGAGCAGAAAUCGAACAUUAGUCAAUGGGACUGCAGCUCUGACCUGUUCAUACACCCCCGUCACCAGUUUCAGCCUCUCAAACACCUCCCCCCUCCCCGACUGUUAGAAAAAGUCUCACUUUUACAUAUUUUUUUAACAUUUUCCCUUUUCACCGAGUCCUUCUCCCUCCUGUGGUGCCUUGCAUUGACUAUAGUCCAUACAGUAAUAUAUAUGAAGAUUUUGUUCUUUUGUUUUUAUAUUUUUACACAAUAGCUUUUCUGAACUACGCAGAAAAUUACCCAGUGGACCUACUUGUUAAUGCUUUGCUUGCUGUUUUGACUGCAGAAUCUGUGACGUUUGGUUUCUGAAUGACGUUAGGAAAUAAUUAAACGCCUUUGUUGUCCACGUGUAGCGCAGACGGCCAAAACCUUCACCUGUAAAUCCCUAUUUAAAUAAAACCCGCAGGUGCACACCCAGUAAAUAGCACACCUUUUGCUUGAGUGAUGUUUUACCACCCAUGUCUUGUCACAAUGUGAGCGUGAGUUAUCUCUGAUUGUUAAUGACGGUUCUCAUCUCAGUCGUUUUUAGAGGAUUUUCUGUGAAGGUCCCCUAAUAAUUUAAAUUAAAAAGAAAAAAAAAAAAACUUUUUCUGGCA
Messenger RNA from Nematolebias whitei (Rio pearlfish), 1288 nucleotides. It is a transcript of the gene nxn, whose product is annotated as nucleoredoxin. Lineage: Eukaryota; Metazoa; Chordata; Actinopteri; Cyprinodontiformes; Rivulidae. The record is from RefSeq and is a predicted model, not a curated record. Gene Ontology annotation, molecular function: thioredoxin-disulfide reductase (NADPH) activity.